UCCUUUAAGACCACUAACUUAUCAGAUUCAUGGAUGAUUAAAGGGCUAUAUAGCUGCUUUCUCUCUCUAUCUCACUUGUAUUUCUUUCUUCUAUAUUAAAAAAAGACUCUAUUCUUUUACACCCACGAAGCCUCUCUCCUUCAUCAUCAAAAGCCACAUUCCCACUCAUCUAAUUAACCAAACAAGAUCGAUCGAUUCAAAAAGAUGAUUCAAGAGUUGUUGGGUAGUAAUAAUUCUCCUCUUAUAGUGGGUACUGGUUCUUCUUCAGCUCCUUCACCGCCGUCACUCUCUCCAUGUUCUUCCUCCAUAACAGCUGCCGCCGCCGCCGCGAAUAAUUCCUCGAAUUCAUCGGAGAAGGAAAACUUGAGGUGCCCUAGAUGUGAUUCGCCAAACACCAAGUUUUGUUACUACAACAAUUACAAUCUCACUCAGCCACGCCACUUUUGCAAAACGUGUAGACGUUACUGGACAAAAGGUGGAGCCCUCAGGAAUGUUCCCAUCGGAGGUGGUUGCCGGAAGAACAGGUCAAUCUGUGGGGCGGCCACAGCUGUUGCUGCUUCACUUGGGAAAACCUCCGGCUUGGCAGCCAGGUUCAAGAACAUACCCAUGUCUGAGAUCGGAGGAACCAUGUUUUCCGAUCAUCGUGACCUUCCCUCGAGUGUAGUCGGAGGAGGUGGAGGACCUAUACUGUGGUCUCCACCUCAGAGCUCACAGUUGUUGGCAUUUCUUAAUGCCAACUCUCAAAACCCUAACCCUAACCCUAAUCCCACUUCUUAUCUGAUGGAUAAUUCUCUAGCUGUGAAGGAUGAAGGGUUUAUGGUUGGAUCCCAUGAGGCUAACGGGUUGAACGCCCGGUCUAAUAUUGGUUUAGAUCCGUUGGGCGGUUCGGUUUCCUUAAGUUCAUUGUGGAUGAACAAUCCGAUGAAUCAAUCUCAAGCUGGUAUAUUUCUCGGGGAAUCUCAUCAUCAUCAUCAUCAUAAUCAGAACAAUGGAUUUCAAGAACUAUAUCAUAGGCUCAGAUCGUCAUCCACAUCUAACAACUAUUUCCCCGAGUACUCGUCGGUUCUUCUCGCUAACGCCUCUUCUUCGUCGCCUUCUUCCGCCAUUUUGGAUUCGGCUCCUGUUAGGGCAGCCGAUCAUUUUGGAUUCGGAACAAUCUAGCUAGGGAGUCAUCUUCCAAAGAUAAAAUGGUGAAGUUUCUUUCUUAAAUUAUAACUAGUGUGUGAUGAUAAUUACAAUAUCUUCAUAUAUAUGUAAUGUGUAGCUGUUUGGGGGGUUUGGGGUAUAUGAUCAAUAUGGGGGGGUGUAGAGUGGUCAGUUUUUCAAAUUUAGCUUUUUUGUUGUGUGUUUAUGCUUUAAGGUGUGCAUGUUUGGUACAACAAGAACUAAUUAAGGAGGUAUUCAAAAUGGAUAUUAAUUAUUAAUUAUAUAAUUAGUUUACUAUUA
This is a messenger RNA of Impatiens glandulifera, 1446 nucleotides long. Its product is annotated as dof zinc finger protein DOF3.1-like. Gene Ontology annotation, molecular function: DNA-binding transcription factor activity; DNA binding. Gene Ontology annotation, biological process: regulation of DNA-templated transcription. NCBI's taxonomy places the organism in Eukaryota, Viridiplantae, Streptophyta, Magnoliopsida, Ericales, Balsaminaceae. The transcript is spliced from 2 exons. Bases 205 to 1161 code for a protein of 318 amino acids. The record is from RefSeq and is a predicted model, not a curated record.